This is a messenger RNA of Andrographis paniculata, 1995 nucleotides long. RefSeq names its product ketol-acid reductoisomerase, chloroplastic. Gene Ontology annotation, cellular component: chloroplast; mitochondrion. Lineage: Eukaryota; Viridiplantae; Streptophyta; Magnoliopsida; Lamiales; Acanthaceae. Gene Ontology annotation, biological process: L-valine biosynthetic process. The coding region runs from base 56 to 1816 and encodes 586 amino acids. The transcript is spliced from 10 exons. The record is from RefSeq and is a predicted model, not a curated record. Gene Ontology annotation, molecular function: ketol-acid reductoisomerase activity.
AUCUUUCUCAACUCUCUUACACAAUUUGGUUUCAGCAGUCUCUCUUCAGAGAGCAAUGGCGGCGGCUGCUCCAACAGGCUCCUUCUCCUCCCUCACCGCUGCAUCCAAAACGCCAUCCUCGAAGCUCUCUUCUCGUUCUUUAGGCGUGCUCUUUUCUUCGUCUCCUUCACUCAAGCAGCUCCGAGCAGCCGUGUCCUCACGAUGUCGGUCUGCUGCUUCCGGUUCCGCCAUGGCUGCUCGUAUGGUGUCGGCUCCAGCCGUCAGGUCUCCUUUGUCGCUGGAUUUCGACACGAAAGUUUUCACCAAGGAGAAAAUCAACCUCAGUGGCCACGAGGAGUACAUUGUUAGAGGAGGUAGAAAUUUGUUCAAGCUGUUGCCUGAUGCAUUUAAGGGCAUAAAACAGAUUGGAGUCAUUGGUUGGGGCUCUCAGGGACCUGCUCAGGCACAAAAUAUAAAGGAUUCCCUUGCGGAGGUGAAAUCUGAUAUUGUUGUAAAGAUUGGUUUAAGGAAGGGCUCUAAGUCUUUUGAAGAGGCCCGUAAUGCUGGUUUCUCUGAAGAAAAUGGGACUCUUGGGGACAUAUGGGAAACCAUCUCUGGCAGUGAUUUGGUGCUACUAUUGAUAUCAGAUGCAGCUCAGGCUGAUAACUAUGAGAAGGUUUUCUCACACAUGAAGCCAAAUAGCAUUCUUGGACUUUCCCAUGGCUUCUUGUUGGGCCAUUUGCAGUCACAAGGUCUCGACUUUCCCAAAAACAUUAGCGUCAUAGCUGUAUGUCCCAAGGGGAUGGGACCCUCUGUGAGAAGGUUAUAUGUGCAAGGGAAAGAGGUCAAUGGAGCUGGCAUCAACUCAAGCUUUGCUGUCCAUCAGGAUGUUGAUGGAAGAGCUACUGAUGUUGCCCUUGGAUGGUCGGUUGCACUUGGUUCUCCUUUCACAUUUGCCACUACACUGGAGCAGGAGUACAAAAGCGACAUUUUUGGAGAGCGAGGCAUCUUACUUGGGGCUGUGCACGGCGUGGUUGAGUGUUUAUUCCGAAGGUACACGGAAAAUGGAAUGGAUGAGGAUUCUGCGUACAAGAACACCGUGGAGAGUAUUACGGGAAUAAUAUCUAGAACCAUUUCAGCAAAGGGUAUGCUGGCCGUCUACAAUGCAUUGUCCGAAGAAGGAAAGAAGGACUUUGAAACAGCAUAUAGUGCUUCGUAUUACCCCUGCAUGGAUAUAUUGUACGAGUGCUAUGAAGACGUCGCUACUGGGAGUGAAAUCAAGAGUGUUGUCUUGGCCGGUCGUCGCUUCUACGAAAAGGAGGGAUUGCCUGCUUUCCCAAUGGGGAAAAUCGACGAAACCCGGAUGUGGAAAGUCGGCGAGCGUGUUCGGGCAGUACGUCCCGCCGGAGACUUAGGACCUCUCUAUCCUUUCACCGCAGGAGUCUUUGUGGCAUUGAUGAUGGCUCAGAUUGAGAUAUUAAGGAGGAAAGGGCAUUCAUACUCGGAGAUUAUAAACGAGAGUGUGAUCGAGGCCGUGGAUUCGCUGAACCCGUUCAUGCAUGCGCGGGGAGUGUCCUUCAUGGUUGAUAACUGCUCAACAACGGCCCGUUUGGGGUCGAGGAAAUGGGCCCCGAGAUUCGACUACAUGCUCACCCAGCAGGCGCUAGUGGCAGUGGACAACGGCGCCCCGAUCAGCCGGGACCUGAUCAGCAACUUCCUGUCGGACCCUGUGCACGGUGCCAUUGAAGUGUGCGCUCAGCUGAGGCCCACUGUCGACAUCUCCGUGCCCCCGGAUGCAGACUUUGUUCGGCCGGAGCUGCGACAGUCGGGGAACUGAAGAAGAGGUUAGAGACACUGUUAUAUCUAUCGAUCUGUAAGACUUUUGAUAGAAGAAUGAAUUGAGUGUGUUGUCGAAUAAAAACCAGUUGAGCAGUGAGUCUAGUCGUGUUUUUUCCCGUUGUAUGCUAUCAUAUGAAUUUAUGUUUGUUUCAUUAGUUGGAAUAAUUGAUUAAUCAA